AUGGUACUUCCUCCCUCACCUUUCAAUGCUUCUAAUUCUCUUUCUGACAUUACACUCUCGGGAAAUGAGUUCUCUUCUUCUUGGAUAUUUCCUUUGGUGUUUAACUUAAGCAGCAGCCUUAGUUCACUUGACCUCGGAUUCAACAAAUUACAAGGUGAGAUUCCAAUAUCCUUGAGGAAUAUGACUAGUUUAACUAAUUUAGAUUUGUCCUAUAACCAAUUCACUGGACAACUGCCUCAUCUACUGGGGAAUAUGACUAGUUUAACUUUUUUAGAUUUAUUCGGUAACCAAUUCACGGGGGAAGUGCCUCAUCUUGCAUUACCUUCCUCGUUGAGUUCCUUAGAUCUUUCUCACAAUAUGUUUACUGGUACCGUGACCCAAUGCAUAGGAAGCCUUUCCAAACUCGAAGAUGUGGAUAUUAGAUCAAACAACUUUGAAGACACAAUCACUGAAUCACAUUUCUUUAAUCUCUCCCAUUUACAAUGGUUGGACUUGUCUUACAACCAAGGUAUCUCGUUCAAUAUCAGUUCAGGAUGGAAUCCUCCUUUUCAACUGACAGAUGUAUUUUUAUCGGGUUGCAAAGUGGGUCCACAUUUCCCCACAUGGCUUAGAACACAAAAGAGAUUAGAGUAUCUUGAUAUCUCUAAUGCUGAAAUUUCAGACACCUUCCCCGAUUGGUUUUGGAAGCCAAGUCCAAAACUACGGACUUUAAAUGUAUCACAUAACAAUUUUCAUGGUGUCCUUCCUGAUUUGUCGUCAAAUUUCUCUCAUUUUGAUUCCAUAGAUCUGAGCUUUAAUCAUUUUAAUGGUUCAUUACCAAUUUUACCUCCGAAUGGAUCUGUGGUGGAUUUGUCGAGUAAUGAGUUUUCUGGGUCAAUUUCCAAUUUAUGCAAUGAAACUAGUUGCUAUUGGGAUUUUCUUGACCUCUCGAAUAACUUAUUGUCUGGACAGCUUCCAGAUUGUUUUGCAUACCUAGCAAAUUUGAAAUAUCUUAAUCUGGCGCAUAAUAAUUUCUCUGAAAAGAUCCCUUCACUAAAUAUCAGUUUAUCAUUGCACUUACAAAACAACAGUUUCACUGGAGAGAUUCCAACUCGUUGA
Molecule: messenger RNA, 1098 nt
Organism: Fraxinus pennsylvanica
Lineage: Eukaryota; Viridiplantae; Streptophyta; Magnoliopsida; Lamiales; Oleaceae
Source: the annotation of a GenBank genome assembly